This is a messenger RNA of Anarrhichthys ocellatus (wolf-eel), 4674 nucleotides long. RefSeq names its product myogenesis-regulating glycosidase-like. The transcript is spliced from 6 exons. Gene Ontology annotation, biological process: skeletal muscle fiber development; carbohydrate metabolic process. Bases 289 to 2373 code for a protein of 694 amino acids. Lineage: Eukaryota; Metazoa; Chordata; Actinopteri; Perciformes; Anarhichadidae. The record is from RefSeq and is a predicted model, not a curated record. Gene Ontology annotation, molecular function: hydrolase activity, hydrolyzing O-glycosyl compounds.
UCAAACCGCUCUGCAGGCUGCGCAGUGGGCUACUGCGCUCACAGCUAUACACAUUGACCCGAGAGAGUCAGACGCGAAGGUUUGGACAAAUCAGCCCUCAUUCAGAUAUGGAGACUCUGUUGAAGAUCGGCAGGUAGACAUCGGGCUUUCCUUCGUCUCCACUACUGCCAGUGUGAAGAAGUUAUCUUCCGUUUUCAAUGACACUGACAGCAAGUGAAAGUUAAAGCCGUCCACUCCUCCCACGAAAUCUACGCAUCCCUACACGCCUCGCUCCCUGAAGUCUUCAGGAUGUAUCAGAUCGUCCCCGUGGCUCCCGGGGAGCAGCAGCAUACGGCCGGGGGAGCUGGAGGCUCUCCUCUGAAGAAGAAACUGUCUCAUGAAGGCCGUCCCCUGGUGCUGGCAGGCUUGUUGGGCUGUGUGUUGGUGCUGGCUGCUGUGGUUGCCUGGUGCUACUACUCGGCGUCCCUCCGUAAAGCCCAGCUGCUGAAGGCUGAGCUGCUGGAUCUCAACAAAGAUGGCUUUAUUAUUCAUAACCAGGCGGGGGCUCUCAUCUUCAGAAUGACCUUCAGGUUUGGCACUCUGGAUCUGGACUCCUGCUCGAAGGAGGGCAGCAAUCUGAGCUGCACUCGGUCAGAUUCUGGCAAGCUCAACUUCUUCAUCCAGACGGUACGACCAAAGGACACGGUGCUGUGCUACCGCGUUCGCUGGGAGGAGCUGCAAAGUAAGCGCUCGGUGGAGCACGCCAUGGCCUAUAACGAAUCUCAUUGGUACGGAGGGGCGGAGACGGCAACCCAGUACUGGCCUAUCAGGAUGCAGGGCGAGGAGGAACCGCAGCCUUUCAUCACCAGUGACGUCUACUCGAAUCGGAACGCUUUCGGGGGGAUCCUGGAGCGCUAUUGGCUGUCCUCGAACGCCACUGCCAUCAAGAUUAAUGACUCUGUACCGUUUCAUUUGGGCUGGUCGGAGAAGGACAGGACACUCAGGUUCCAGGCCCGGUUCCAGGACUCCCCCUUUAGACCACCAGAGGGUCAGCAGUCCUUACCUGAACUCAGCUAUAGAGUGUGUGUGGGGUCGGAUGUUACCUCUAUUCACAAAUACAUGGUGCGUCGGUAUUUCCCAAAGCCUAUCAAGGUGCCGUCUCCUGAGGUCUUCAAACAGCCAUUGUGGUCCACGUGGGCUCUCCACAAGACUGCUGUGACUCAGGAGAAACUGCUGCGCUACGCCUCUGACAUCACCAAGUACGGCUUCACAUGCUCCCACCUGGAGCUGGACGACCGCUACACCGCAGACUACGGAGAGUUUGACUUUGACCCGCAGAAGUUCCCCAAUGCUAGCGGUAUGUUUGACAAGCUCAGAGAGGACGGCUUUCAAGUGUCGCUCUGGACCCAUCCUUUCAUCAACUAUGACUCCAUCAAUUUUGGCGUCGCUGUGGAGAAAGGACUGUUCGUCCGGGAGCCGAGCGGCGAGCUGCCUGCUCUGGUGCGCUGGUGGAACGGCAUUGGGGGGAUCCUGGACUUCACCAACCCGGAAGCCCGUGAGUGGUAUUCCUCACAUCUGCACAUGAUGAAAACCCGCUAUGACGUGACGUCCUUCAAGUUCGAUGCGGGAGAGACGAGCUACCUCCCACGCCAGUUUAGCACCCUGGUCCCGCUGUCGGACCCCUCCACCUUCACCCGCCGCUACACGGAGAUGGCCAUCCCAUUCAGUGAGCGUGCGGAGCUGAGGGUGGGUUACCAGAGUCAGGACAUCUCCUGCUUCUUCAGGAUCAUUGACAGAGACUCUGUGUGGGGCUAUGAGCUCGGCCUCAAGUCCAUCAUCCCGACUGUCCUCACCAUUAGCAUCCUGGGCUACCAGUUUGUCUUACCUGAUAUGAUAGGAGGGAAUGCAUACCCCAACCGCACCGCAGUUGGUUUAGAUGGCAAAAAUGUUCUGCCGGACAGAGAGCUGUACAUCCGAUGGUUGGAGCUGUCUGCUUUCAUGCCUGCCAUGCAGUUCUCCAUACCACCAUGGGCCUAUGACAAUGAGGUGGUGCAGAUAGCGCAGAAGUUCACAGAGCUCCACGAGACUCUGGUGGCCCCGAGGGUCCUUGAACUGGCAGGCGAGGUUCUUGAUACUGGGGACCCGAUCAUCAGGCCCCUCUGGUGGAUUGCCAACGACGACGAGGCAGCGUACAAGAUCGACUCCCAGUUCCUGAUCGGUGACGACCUGAUGGUGGCGCCGGUGUUGGAGCCAGGGAAGCAGGAGAGGGACAUCUACCUGCCUGCAGGACGAUGGAGAAGCUACAAGGGGGAACAUUUUGACAAGGGCCCCAUGUACCUCACCGACUACCCCGUGGACCUGGACGAGAUAGCUUUCUUCACAUGGGUUCACUGAAGGCGUUAACGGCACAUAACCUUAACUCGCACACACAUAUUGUAUGCACAUGUAUAUUCUAGUGAGCACAAGCCAAGAAAUAGCAGGAGAUGUUUGUUUGUUUUUCAAAGGGAAAUGACCACUAAGGGGAUCUGCCGCCACAGCAGAGUGUGAUUUAUUUAAUUUUUUGGUAAAGAUGAACCUCACAUCUCCUCUGAUCUGCUCUUUCUUUGGACAAAGAAUUAGAAUGAAAACUUGUGUUCACUUUUGAUUCUCUCGCUCCAUCCUGAAGCCGAUCCUCAUCCUCAUGUGCCUUCCACAGCCAAUAGUUACACCGAUCUCUGAUUGUAUCGUCACCGCAGUCUUCCACCCAAUGCACAUCUAGAGUCCUCCAAGGCCCAUAGCUCGAGUGUUUUUGGUUUUAAGGCUGAUAAAGAGGUAGAUGCAAUACCUGUGCGAUAAGGUGUUUGAUGUGUGUCUCUAUUGUGGGCUGACAGGUUUAGGCACUGAACCAGCAAUAAAUACGCACAGAUGCACUCAGAGGGCAUGCCUAACCUUAUGUCACCAUGGUAACUGCUGUAUUGUGAACACUACUAACUACCUAUGGUUAAAGUUAACAUGCAUUGACAGCUGCAUGUGUCUAAUUUGUCACUUUCUCUUUAUAUUUAUGAGCUUUUCAUUUGUAGGAUAGUAUUUGAAUGUAUUCAUAGUAAAUUGACGUGACUCUGGGUGUAAAUUUGGGGUUCUUGUCAUGAUCAACAGAGUGCGAAUAUUUUUACUUCUACAUUCCUGUGACCUGUUCCUGGUCGUGCCAUUCUCCCACUUCAGUGCCAAAAUCUAUUUCUCCAUUCAUCUUCCGUCUUCCACCAGCUCAGGGGAAAUAAAAGAGAAGUUAGAAUAAAUUUAGUUGAUGCACGGCAAGAAAUAGAUGUAUUGCACCGAUGCUACUGGUUUGCCUUGUUAAACCGGUAUUGUUCUCAAAGAUGCCAUGUUAUAACGUCCCAUCCAUGUCUGCCAUGUGACUUUAUUUGCCUUAUCAGCUGAACUAAGCUAUGCUGUGCUUAGCUUAGAGAACCAGUGCAGCGGUGAAACAGUGAUAUAUGCUUGAUGCUUUGCACCUUUUUGUUUUCGAGCAUUGGCAUUGCAAAAUAAUCUGCCAUCUGAAUACGUGUUUGUCUGCUCUUACACAGUGAUUUCUGGCAUGAAAGUAAAACAUCACUGUUAAGUUGUCAAAAUGCCUUGCUUGAAAUUAAUAAUAGAAUAUAAGCUAGCGUGAGUGCUGUUAUUUUGAAAUGUUAAAAGUCACUAUAUGUAGAACUGUUAUGGGAUUAGUCCUCUUUCAAAUUAUUUUUUGUUUGUUGAAACGAUUGUGAAUUGGAAGUCUUCGUUUCACUUUCUUGCAUUCGUGAUACUACCACCAGAUGGCACCAGCGUCAUGAAUGUUCAAAUCUUAAAUACAGGCUUUGACUUGUAAACUAGACUGCAACAUUUCUUAAAUGAUAAAUGCAUCAUUUGGAAAAUUACUUCUAUGUAUUUAUUGUGACAGAGAAGUGUCAGAUAUAUUUAAAAGGGAUUCAUUCAAAACACUGAAAAAGGGAAUUGGCCAAUAUUUCCACUGUGACACAAGUCUGAAAUGCUAAAGGGAAGUGUUACUUGAUUGAAUGAUUGCUGUUGUCAACGGCCUUUUUAUUUAAUACUUAUACUAAUCUAAAACGGAUGUGAAAAGCUUGAUAUUCAUAUUUGUAAUUACCAUAAAUUUCUAAUGAGUUGAAAACAUGAACAUCCCCAAAACUGAAGUCAGACAUUUUUCUCACAACAUUAUAUAUUCUACACAUAUUUAUAUUUGUUUAAGAUGCUGAGAACAAACUAAAGUAUAUGAUUUGACCAACUAUGUGCUCUCCACUUGUAAAACAUUGGCCUUUGUGUGGCAUACAUAUGGCAUAUCAGUGUGCCAUAUGUAUGCCACAUUUCCUGAUUUCCUCUUCUCCCCCUAAAAGAAAGUGUUGCCUCAUUCUGACUUAGAUGAAAGAAUAUUGAUGAAGGAUUAGGUACAAAAAGAAACUAUUUGACAGCUACUAUACUUGGCGAUGAAAAGUAACCACUGGACUCAAAGCAGGAAAUGCAAAAUCUUAGGGUGUGCUGAUCUGCGUCAGUAAUCCUCAGGAUCAACAUCUAACCACGUAAUGGAUUCAUUUGCUCACGAUGGUUCAUAUUUCAUUCUUCCUGUUUUGUCACUAAUUAGUCACAUGAUUCAUAAAGCUAUUUUUGUUGUACACGUUGAUGUGAAAUGCAGAAGAAUUAAACGAUUCAAUGGUCGAACAA